AUGUCCUUGCUCAAGAACUUCGGUGCCUCGUCUAAGCGUUUCUUCUCCUCGACUCCUCGUGUCGAAGGGUCUAAGGUCUUUUUCAAGACCCUGAUUGGCGGCCAAUUGCAGGACCCCAUCAAGUUCGAAUUGUACGACGAUGUUACCCCGAAGACCGCCGCCAACUUCAAGGCGUUGUGCACCGGUGAAAAGGGCUUCGGCUACCAAGGCCUGAUCUUCCACAGAGUUAUCCCCAACUUCAUGCUCCAAGGUGGUGACUUUGAAACCGGCAGAGGCUACGGUGGUAAGCUGAUCUACGGUAAGAAGUUCCCUGACGAAAACUUCAACAAGAGACACACCCGCCCCGGUUUGUUGUCGAUGGCCAACUCCGGCCCCAACACCAACGGGUCGCAAUUCUUCAUCACCACUGUCCCCUGCCCCUGGUUGGACGGCAAGCACGUCGUGUUUGGUGAAGUCAUUGAUGGCAUGGACGUCGUUAAGAAGAUCGAAUCUGUCGGUUCGCAAUCGGGCCAACCUUCGAAGAAGGUGGUCAUUGAAGAGUGUGGCGAAUGCUAG
Messenger RNA from Diutina rugosa, 555 nucleotides. Its product is annotated as peptidylprolyl isomerase. The coding region runs from base 1 to 555 and encodes 184 amino acids. Gene Ontology annotation, biological process: protein peptidyl-prolyl isomerization; protein folding. The transcript has a single exon. NCBI's taxonomy places the organism in Eukaryota, Fungi, Ascomycota, Pichiomycetes, Serinales, Debaryomycetaceae. Gene Ontology annotation, molecular function: peptidyl-prolyl cis-trans isomerase activity. The record is from RefSeq and is a predicted model, not a curated record.